This is a messenger RNA of Trypanosoma cruzi, 2673 nucleotides long. RefSeq lists its product as uncharacterized. Gene Ontology annotation, cellular component: cytosol; mitochondrion. The coding region runs from base 1 to 2673 and encodes 890 amino acids. Gene Ontology annotation, molecular function: heat shock protein binding. Lineage: Eukaryota; Euglenozoa; Kinetoplastea; Trypanosomatida; Trypanosomatidae. The transcript has a single exon. The record is from RefSeq and is a predicted model, not a curated record.
AUGUGCUGCGCAAAUUCUUAUAUUUACGACACGUUGUACACACAUACACACAUGCGCGUCCCGUUCUUUCUGUUCUUCUUUGCGCCAAAUCGAAAGGUUACAGUUAGAAAGAGAGAGAUAUAUCCACGCGACAUGUCAUCUAACCAGAAAGAAGAGUCCAGGGCGCCGUCGCGGCAGGCCGUUGAGGAGUGGCUGGAACGCAUUGAUGACAUUGCGGCAGCGGUUGAAGAAAUACUUCGUGAGGAUCCGAUGGAGGCCACAAUUCGACGGCAGGAAAGGGAGGCCCGGCGCCGGCAAAUGCAAAUAGACGAGAGAAAAGAGAAGGUGAAGAUGCGAUAUGACCCGAGGCACUACGUUCGAUUCGAAAGUGACGAAGUCAUUGACAAACUGUUGAAGGAAGCGGAGGUCAGAGGCGAGACGACGCGAAGGGAAGUGAAGGACGAGUCGCUCUAUACUCGGGCAGAGCGGGUUUCACUGGAGGAAGCAAUUAGACUGAAGGAUGAUGCCGCGAAGGCUGUAAAGGCAUCCGAAUGGGAGAGAGCAUGCGAACUGUACACCACCGCGAUCAAGCUCGAUGUGGUGGACGCGGACCUCCAGCGCACACUACGCAACAAUCGCGCCCUUGUGCAGUUGAAAUUAAAGCGUUACCUUGACGCUGUUGAUGACGCGAGUUAUGUGCUAAGGGAAGAACCAAUGAAUGUGAAGGCAUUGCUAAGAAGGGCAACGGCACUAAGGCACAUACACCGUCCCGUAGAUGCACUGAAAGAUGUUGAGGAGGCAUUAAAGAAGGAUCCCGCGAACCAAGAGGCCGGAGACCUUGCACAGUGGCUGCGACGGGUGAAGCGAGAACAAAGCGUUGGCGCUGUUUUCCAGCACCGCCAACCCGAAGAGGCCAAGUGCCUGGAAAACUCGAUAAAGAUGUUAACUUCCGCAGUGAAGGAAUUGCACAAUUGUGGUGCGAUACCCACUGGUGAGAGUUUGGCAAAAAAGGAAUCUGAAGAAAACGCUGAAAAGAAGCCACUGAUUCAGGCUGUGGAAAGUGUACGUCGGUGUCUUGGAGUGGUACAAAUGUUUCAUCAAGGUGCCGCUGUGUUCUUUUUACUUCUUGACGGUUUGAAUCCAUUGAUUGAACUUGUUUGCAAAGCCAUCAUCGGUGGCUGGUCCGAGCUUGUUGUUUCCAUCGCUGCUGGGUCUCCUGAGCAGAUGUCGACAUGCGGGAUGACAUUUGUAGUUUCUGCUCGUCUUUUGGCUCUUGUUUUGUUGGGUAGUGAGACCGGCGUUGAGGGAAUUGAGUUAUCCACUGUGACGACUCUCGUGAGGAAGUUGGCUGAUGUGCUUUCCAUCGCACUGCAGCAAAAAUCGUUAGGACAUCGAGACGGUGCCACACUGACGCUGACGGUGGCCAUCCUGCAGGUGCUGGAGGGACUGGCCACACGUUGCCCAAUUUUGGUUCAUGCGCACUGCGUUUCUGUGCUUGUGGAGGCGUGGAAGGUUAUGAAGAAAAGGCAGCCGCCUCCGCAGCUGCUUUUCUUUUAUUGUGGAAUACUUGAGGCGCUAAUAAAGGAGCCGUCCGUGUGUGCGUCGGUGGCGAAGGAAAUGGAGGAAAUUUUGCCGCAUGCCAUUGAGGUGGCGAUAGAGGCGGGGCCAGAGCAGCUAAAGGAAGUUGGUCUUUCUUUGGCUGUGCGUGCCACCUGCGUCAGCAGUGCGUGCGCAAAGAGUUUGGGCUCGUCGGAGCUCACGCGCACUUUUUCAAAGGUGUUGCCGCUCUCUCAAGGCGAAAGUCGGGAUUCACCUGUUUCCCCGCGUUUGGAGGAGGGCCUCUAUGCUGUGGUGUACAACGUCCUGCUGCAGGCCGAAUCACGUUCCCAAUACGUGGCUCAGUGGAAAGCCGUCACGGACCCGGGCAGCAGCGGAGAUUUUUCGUUUUCACUGCAUACCUGGCGUACACUACGUGAACAGGUGGUUGCCGAGGGGAAGUCAACAAGACGCAUCACCGUACAUGCAAAAAUGAUGGCCGUUCUUGCAAAGUUUUCUCCCCAUGACGAAGCUCUUCGAGGCGCCAUGCUGGAGGGCGAGGAGACACUAUGGGCGAUGCUGUGGCAUGCACUUUCAGGACUUGAGCCCCCCGAAGUCGGACCUUCGGCUGCAGCAGACAAUCAAAACUUUGCAAAUAGAACAGAGGACGAAGAGAAGGAGGGGGAGGUGGAGGCUGUCAUUGCUGCUGCUGCAUGGGAGCUUGUUGAGCAUGCAACGACAUGCAUCGCCUCCCAUUACUCACAGAAUCAUCUUUUGAGGGAGAAAGGCCUCUCGACUGCGGAUCGAAUUGCCGUUUUGAUGCACAUUAUUCGUCGUGCCGGGCCUCAGCACGUGGUGGCGCUUGGCAACGCGGGGCUGAUCGCGUCGUUUGUACCUUCCGCCAGCUGCAGCCAUUUUGCGGCAAUGAACGGUGUCGAUGUGCUUUUGGAGGGCUUGCGAAGUGUGCGAGACCUUAUAUUCAAGCUGGAACAUGACGGCAAAAGGGGAUCGACGCAGUGGAUUCACGGUGGGGCCGCGCAGAAGAAUCUUGCGAUUGCACUUUCUCGCUGUUGCGUGGUGGAGUCACAGCGGGAGCGACUGCGGGAGUUGAAGGGAUUUGAGACGCUCCACGCCGUCCUUGAGCCCCAUUCCGCAUGA